AUGUCUCCAACAACUUACGAAGAGUUGCUUUCGUUUGUAGCGCCUAUCAUUGUAAAACAAAGAACUACCAUGAGAGACCUUGUGUGUCCGAGUGAAAGGCUGGCCGUAACACUUAGAUUUCUUGUAACAGGAGAUGCUCAGUGUACUAUUGCUGCAAGUUACAGAAUCAGCGCUUCUACUAUCAGUAGGAUUAUUAGUGAGACAUGCGCUGCUAUCUGGACAUCAUUGAAAGAGAGAAAUUUUCUACACGUCCCAUCAGAAAAACAAGAAUGGAAAACAAUUGCAAAAGAAUUUGAAAACAUGUGGAAUUUUCCGCAUGCUAUAGGUGCAAUAGAUGGCAAGCACAUCGUUAUGCAAGCUCCUCAUAAUGGCGGAUCAGAGUAUUUUAACUAUAAGAAAACGCAUAGCAUAGUUCUUCUAGCUGUUUGUAAUGCUAAAUACGAAUUUACUAUGGUAGACAUUGGUGACUCGGGAAGACAGAGUGAUGGUAGCGUUUUUAACAACUGCAGUCUAGGUUAUGCAAUUGAAAAUAAUAAAUUGAAUAUUCCUGAUCCCGAAUUUAUUGGUAAUUCAGAAAAGGUAUUACCGUACGUUUUAGUUGCUGACGAUGCUUUUGGUUUAAAAAGACACAUGAUGAAACCAUACCCUAAUCAAAACAUUUCUUUAGAUCAAAAAAUAUUCAACUACAGACUUUCAAGAGCCAGAAGGGUAAUAGAAAAUACAUUUGGUAUUGCUACAACACGGUUUCGAAUAUUUCGCAGACCAAUUAUUGCUAAUCUUGAAAAAGUCAUUUUAAUUACACAAGCGAUUGUAGCCCUACAUAACUUUCUUAUGAAAAAAAGAUCAGCAAAAAAUUAUGUCUACUGUCCCACAAAUUACACCGAUAUCGACGGUCCUGCUGGAUUUAGACAAGGUGAUUGGAGACAAGAUAAUUCAUGUUCUGCUGCGCUACAACCAAUGUCACAAUCAGGUUCUAACAACUACUCAAAAGAUGCAAAGCAAGUUAGAAAUGACUUUAAAGAAUACUUUAAUACACCAGAAGGAGAACUGGAAUGGCAACUAGACUUGGUAAAUAGAAACUUGUAA
Messenger RNA from Hydra vulgaris (swiftwater hydra), 1086 nucleotides. The record is from RefSeq and is a predicted model, not a curated record. NCBI's taxonomy places the organism in Eukaryota, Metazoa, Cnidaria, Hydrozoa, Anthoathecata, Hydridae.